Molecule: messenger RNA, 1785 nt
Organism: Ramularia collo-cygni
Lineage: Eukaryota; Fungi; Ascomycota; Dothideomycetes; Mycosphaerellales; Mycosphaerellaceae
Product: related to alpha-amylase
Exons: 10
Coding region: 1-1785 (594 amino acids)
Biological process (GO): oligosaccharide catabolic process
Molecular function (GO): alpha-amylase activity
Source: RefSeq, a predicted model, not a curated record
AUGGCCCUCACACAGCAAGCAAACGCUCACAAGUGGUGGAAGGAGGCAGUUGUCUAUCAAAUCUAUCCCGCUUCAUUCUACUCAACCGGAUCGGGAUCAAAGCCGGGAUGGGGAGAUGUCAAUGGCAUAACGGCGAAGCUUGAUUACYUGAAAGAGCUCGGCGUCGAUGUUGUUUGGACGUCGCCAAUUUACAAAUCUCCGCAGGUUGACAUGGGAUACGACAUCUCCGACUAUCUGGACAUCGACCCCGUCUAUGGUUCUUUGGCUGAUGUCGAUGAGCUCAUCAAAAACUUGAAGAAGCGGGAUAUGAAGCUCAUGAUGGAUCUCGUGGUGAAUCACACAUCACACCAACAUGCCUGGUUCCUCGACUCCCGUUCUUCCAAAGACAGCAAGUACAGGGACUGGUACAUCUGGAAGCCCGCCAAGUACGAUGAGCAGGGAAAUCGUCACCCACCAAACAAUUGGUCGAUGAUCCUGGGCGAGGCAAACAGCGCGUGGACCUGGGAUGAGAAGACUCAAGAGUAUUAUCUUGCCCUCUUCACUCCAGAGCAGCCUGACUUGAAUUGGGAAAAUCCAAAGGUUCGCUCGGCUGUGCACGACAUUCUUCGUUUCUGGCUUGACCGCGGUGCCAGCGGAUUCCGGAUGGACGUAAUCAAUCUUAUUUCGAAGGUUCAGACAUUCCCAGACGCAGAAAUUUUCGACAAGAAUAGCGAGUACCAGCCUGGACACAAGUUCUACGCCAAUGGACCUCGUCUGCAUGAGUUUCUUCGCGACAUGAAUGACAAGGUGCUGUCAAAAUACGACUCGAUCACUGUUGGUGAGAUGCCAUUCAUCAACGACGAGGACGAAGUGCUUCGGGUGGUCGGAGAGGAGCGACAUGAACUCAACAUGAUUUUCAUAUUCGAGGUUGUGGACAUCAGCAACGAGCCGGGAGCAGCUCGGAUGACGCUACGUGCAUGGGAAACGAAGGAGCUCCGAGACAUCAUUUCAAAGUGGCAGAAUGCAAUGCGUGAGCGGGGAGGUUGGAACUCUGUGUUCAUUGAGAACCAUGACAACCCCCGAAGUGUCUCCAUCAUCACGGAUGAUUCGCCACAGUACCGCGAGCUGGGAGCCAAACUUCUCGCUUUGAUGGAGACCACACUCAGCGGGACAUUGUAUGUCUACCAGGGCGAAGAGAUUGCCAUGGCAAAUGUGCCUGCCUCCUGGGAUCCGGCUGAAUACAAAGAUAUCGAGUCUCAGAAUUACUGGAAGAAGAUGAACGAUCUUUACCCCGGCGACGGAGAGAAGUUGCAGCAUGCUCGAAUGAUAUUGCAGAAGAAAGCCCGCGAUCAUGCCAGGACGCCGGUGCAGUGGAACAAUACUGCCAAUGCUGGUUUCUGCAAGGAAGGCGUGACGCCUUGGAUGCGUGUGAACGACGACUACACCCACAUCAACGCCGAGGCUCAGCAAUCAGCCAAAGACGAUGAUGAUCUUUCAGUCCUUCAGUUCUGGAAGCGCGGACUGGCGAACAGAAAAGCCCACARAGAUGUGUUUGUGUAUGGUGACUACCGGCUGUUUGACGAGACACACGAGUCAGUCUUUGCGUAUAAGAGAUCUAGCAAAGAGGAGGCUUUUGUCAUUGUCCUGAAUUUCUCGGGAGAGAGUGUGGAGUUUGACAUUCCUGAUGCUGCGGGUGUGGAGAAGUGGGUUGCUGGAAACUACGAAGCCGGAGCACCGGUCAAAGAAGUGCAAGGCAAGAUCACACUCAAGCCCUGGGAAGCGAUUUUGGGCGCAGCGAAGGUUUAG